Messenger RNA from Selaginella moellendorffii, 1417 nucleotides. RefSeq lists its product as uncharacterized. The transcript is spliced from 4 exons. NCBI's taxonomy places the organism in Eukaryota, Viridiplantae, Streptophyta, Lycopodiopsida, Selaginellales, Selaginellaceae. The coding region runs from base 51 to 1355 and encodes 434 amino acids. The record is from RefSeq and is a predicted model, not a curated record.
CUGGCAUUUAGGGUUCUUGCGAUGGAGUAAGUGUGUCGUGUUUUCUCUCGAUGGAUCUCGGCGAUGAGCUGCUGCGCGCCCGCGUCGGCGCCGCAAGGACGGCUAUCGAGGCGCUGUCGGUGGGGAAGAUCAUGGCGGAUUGCCGCAGGAGUUUGUCGAAGCUGGGAGCGCUCGAGGAGAGAUCCGGCCCUCCCGACAGCUCGAAUUUCGGGCAUUUCGAGGCAUUGAUCCAACUUCUCCAGCACCCCUACGUGAGUGGGAUCUGCGGCGUCAACAAGAGCUUUCUAGGAUCGCCAUCGUCUCGAGCUCACGUCGAUCUGGUGGGGAUGUACGAUGGGAAACCGGCAUGGAUGGUGGUGUCGGAUCGAAAUCCCAAGCACGUUUCAUGGCCGGAGCUCCGAUCCAGGGCAGAAAUCCUCGUCCAGGCAGCGGUGGCGAAUCCAGUCACUCGACCCGACUUCCUCAUCUUCUACUUCGCCAGGGGCGUCGAGAGGGGCGUGGCCGAGAGCUUCAAGUCGGAGUUUAGCGAGUACCAGAUCGAAGUGGACGAUCUUCACAAGUUUAGCGAGGUUGAGGCUGGGGAGUGGCUCUUGGUCGACGAGGAUCAGGAAGAGGAAUCGCUGAGCAGUAGCUGGAUCUCUCUUCCAGUCAAGGCAGCGGUCAUGUAUCGGCUCAAGGUAGCUCCGGCGAGCGUCUUCGAGGGAGAGGUUAUCAACGCAAACGAAUACACAGAGUCUAUAGUCGGGAUCGUGGAGCACGGCUUGGAGGAGAGUGGCUUCUACAGGAUUUUGAAGGACGUGAGUAGGGAUUGGGGUGGCCGGAGUGAGAGAGUCGAGCUCGUGAAUCUCGAUACCACGGCUUUGAUCGGGCUUGUCUGUGGGAUCAGCAAUGGUGUCGCAUCGUCUCUGGCGUGGUGCUCUGUCAAGCAGCUGCAAAAGAAGUACUCGAGUUUUGGUCACUUCUUUAAGACGCAGGCACUGCUUGAGCUGGAAAGGCCCUUUUUGCGCGAAGUUGCGAUGAUUUUCAAAGAGAGGCAACCGAUGGUCUCCCAGUUUGCCUGGAAGGAGUUCGAUUCAAUCGUCUCAGUGAUCGGUGGCCCGGACGAGCAGAGAAGAGCGGCAGCUCUUCACGAUUGCUUGAAGCCUUUUAUCGUUCCAGACAAUCCCUCCGAGAGGGUGAUGGCGCUCCCACAAACUGGGAGGAUCCAUGGAAAACACAAGAUAGUUUUUGGAACGGGUGAUAGCUCUCAAGCUCCAACGCUCACUUCCAACAUCUCUUUCGUUCGGGCGGCCAUAGCCAAAGGCAUGGCUCUUGGCUUUAUAGAGCACAGGCCAUUGGCUCUCACAAGAGACUAAACAAUCCACCAAAGAGAUGCUGUAAAUAUUUCGUUCCUUUGGCUGACACGUCCAUUAGCUUU